CCCAAUCGCAAACUCUGUCUCGUCACAAUCUCAAUCUUGACACAAGCUGACACAUGAUCAGUUGAUUGACACACUCAUCAAUCGUUCAGUGGCAGGAGGUCACGUUUUAAUGGGCUGCAAACACAGCCCAGAAGGCCGUAAGGUAGGCCCACAAGGACGGACACACACCGUACCAAAAAAACCGCGCGCGCAAAAUUUUUCUUUCCCUCCCGCAUCAAAAUGAAAUUGUCAGGCAGGCGGCGGCGAAUUCCCCAACCCUAAUCCCUCCUCCUCCUCCGCCAACUUCGCCAUGCUCGCAUAUGACAGCGACGAUGCCGACGGCGACCUCUUCGCCGGAGUCCGCUUCGCCCUCGUCGGCUUCGACACCCUCUCCAAUUCCCAGUAUCGGUCGGAGAUGGUGCGGCGCGGCGGCGUCGAUGCCGGGGCCUACGGCGUAGGCUGCACCCACCUAAUCGUCCACGGCCUCGUAUACGAUAACCCAAUCUGCGUGGCGGCGCGGAAGGACGGCAACAAGGUCGUAUCCGAGCUCUGGGUGGAACAUACCUUGGAUCUUGGAGAGUUGGCCGAUGCAGACCGGGUACUAUAUAGACCAGUGAGAGAUUUGAGUGGCAUACCGGGCAGUAAAUCACUAUGCAUUUGCUUGACAGGGUACCAAAAAAAUAAGCGUGAAGACAUAAUGGAAAUGGCUAAUUUAAUGGGUGCACAAUUUUCCAAGUCUUUAACGCACAAAGUCACCCAUCUCAUUUGCUACAAAUUUGAAGGUGAGAAGUAUAAAGUUGCCAAGCAGGAAAAUAUCAAUCUGGUUAAUCAUCAGUGGAUGGAAGACUGCUUAAUGGCAUGGGAAAUUCUUCCAGUUCAUGAUUAUACAAAAAGUGGUUGGGAAUUAGAGAUACUGGCAGCACAAGCCAACGACUCCGAAGAUGAUGAAGAAGAAGCUGGUAGAAGCUCAUCUGGUAAUAAACAUGUAACUAGAAGCGCAUGCACUAGAGAGAUUAGAAUGACAACUCUUUCUGAUCCUGAUAGCCAAGUACCCAUUCGAGGUCCUACUAUCUCCUCUCGCAAUGCAGAAAUUGCUACUGGAGGACACGUCAGCACUCCAGAGACGAUCAAGAACGCAGGAGGUUCAAGCAAAAAGUUGGUCAACAGUAAAUCAGACAUACAGGAUAUUCUUACCUCUGCUAAUCCUGAUGCUCAUGGAUCUUCCCAUCAUCCUCUUGAUUGCAAGGAAGAGGCUCCUGCAGCUCAGGUCCACAGAGAUGAAGCUAACGAUGAUGUUAAAAGUGCACGUAGUGCUAGUACUGGUGCCCAUUGCAUUUCCAACAUAGGUGGGAGCACAGUUUGUUCUGAUCAUCAUGUGCAUCAAUUAACUACGGUACCUGCUAUGUGGGUGAACGGCACAGAGACCAUUGAUGGAAAUUGUUUGGAUAGCACCAAUCAGAACAAUGUGAACAGUGCACUUUGGCCAACCCCUUCUAAAGAAACUUUCUCAGCAAAAACAUUACAGUCAUCAGAUAUGAGUGGAAAUGUAGGCCAACAGGAUGGUGGAUCUACACCUGAUCUUAAUCCUGCAAUUGAUCAGUCAAAUGUUGAACGGAAGCUAACAUUGCAUGAGGCUAACUUGAGAUUAAAAGGCAAUGCAGCAUCAAAGAAUACCCCAAUCUUAAGUUACAAUAGAAGAUGUUGCCGGAAGCCUGUGUCACUAGAAGCUAAUUUACGACCAACAGGAUCACCACAAAAUUUUGAGAGAAUUACCAUCUCUCCAUCAAUGAAAAGUGAUCACAAAAUUAGUGACCUUAUUGAUGCUGAAAGCCUGAGAGACGAUGAAGUAGUAAAGGUGGUGGAUAAAUCAGGUAGCGCACUUGCUCAGAGGAGGACGAGUGUGCUUUCUUCAAUCAGUGUGAAGCCAUCAGUAAGCUCAGAAACUGGAAGCGCAAAUAUUCCUUUCCCAAACAUGGAAAGUGCCUCUAAACCAGCAACAGUUCCUGAUCUGAGUAGAAACUCCACCCAAUCUGUGAUUUUAACUGAGAAGGAAAAGUCUGGCCCAUUUAAAAGCAACCUGUUGAUCUAUCGGAGGGCUUCUUUGAAGCUUGCAAGGCCUGUUGAAAGAGAAAAGCUUUCUGAAAGCUCUACUAAGGGUAAGAAAUUGCUGAGAGGAAAUUCACUGGCACUCCAUGAGGCAGGGUCUGAAAAAGGUUGUGCUGUAAACUCUUCUGCCGUUUCUGAAGUUGAUAAAAGAAAUUAUUGUUCCUCUCUUCCAAAUGUGGACACUGAGAUGAGUGAUGCGUCACUGGUUAACAAAACUGAUGCUGUGGCUCCUUACACAGAAUUUGGUAAUGUGGUUUUUCAUCAAAACAUGAAAGCGGUUCAUAAAGAGAUCCAAGAUACUGCAAUCUUCAGUGAAUGUGAAACAAUUCCCCAGGAAGAAACUUCUAAAGUGAAGAAUGCCAGUGGCAAGAGGUUUGGGAAUGUCUCAAAUAAAUCAGCUAAUAGAUCUAUAAGGAACAAAGAUGAGGUUGUAUCUUUUAAGUCUGAUGGUGAUAAAGUCGUUUCUUGUGAAAAUAUUAAGAUGCAAUCAGAAAGGAAUUGUGCUAGUCCAAAUAGUGUUGAAUGUACAUUAUCCAUUCCUGAACAAAUCCCAUAUAGUAGAGCAACUAAUGUGGCUACCAAGAACUUGCUGGAUGCGUCAGAGAUGAACACAUCACUAACACUUUCGAAGACUCAGUUAGCAGAGAAAUAUAUGAAGAAAAAUCCUGGCUGUUCAAGUUCUAAUGAACAUCGAAAGAGUUCAUCUGAGAAGGUAUCUCAAACUGCUGAUGUCGAGAUGCCUGAUGCGCCAAUUGCUAAUAGCACUGGUUCUAUGUCUUCAAAGUCAGAUUUUAAGGAAGUGAUUCCUCCAGAAAAUGCAAGAUCUUGCCCUAAGAGACACUCUAGCAACACAAAUAUGGGUGGCCCUGAAACUUGCAGCCCCAGUGUUGUACCAAAAAACAGAGCACGAAAGGCAGUUGCGAAGAGGAAAGUAUCUGCUGUCCAGCAGAACAGCUUUGGUGCUGAGCCUUGCAAGAACGGCAGUACCUUUGUAUCUGAAUUUAAAUUUGUAUAUUCGAAGAGAGCUUCAGAUUGUUCCAGAAAUGGUAACCAGAAAACACUGGGUCAGAAUCUCCAGAGUUCUAAUGAAAAUGGGACCAAAGAUGCUGAUGGAUCAUUUUCAAAAGAAGCCAUCCGGGAUAGAUCAAAAAUAUUACAAAAUUCACAAGCAAGAAGCAGCAAAAGACAAAAAACUGCAGAAUUAAUUGAUGUUUGUACUGAUGACAAGGAGAAUCUACCAGCGAAUAGUAAUAUAAUUUCCAAAUCAAAACAUGGAAACGAUUGUGUCAGUUCGAACUGUUCUAUUAAAGCUGCAGGAGGUGGCAAAGAUGUGCUUGCUGACCAUGGUGUGGUAGAAGAAAAUAAUGGUGGAAUGCUAACUAUGCUGGAGCCCAGAUUAUUUAUUUUGAGUGGGCAUCGCCUCCUGAGAAAAGAGUAUAAGUCGAUACUUAGACUCCUGAAGGGAAGAGUUUGUAGGGAUUCACAUCAUUGGUCUUUCCAAGCAACACAUUUUAUCACCCCUGAGCUCCGCAGAACUGAAAAAUUCUUUGCGGCAGCUGCUGCUGGCAGGUGGAUACUAAAAUCUGAUUAUUUGACUGCUUGUAACGAGACUGGGAAGUUCUUAGAGGAAGAACCAUUUGAGUGGCAUGGUCAUGGCCUUAACAAUGGUGAUACAAUAAGUAUGGAUGCUCCUCGGAAAUGGCGUCAACUAAGGCAGCAUACUGGCCAUGGCGCUUUCUAUGGGAUGCAGAUAAUUAUAUAUGGGGAGUGCAUUUCUCCAUCACUGGAUACACUAAAGCGCGCGGUGAGAGCUGGCGAUGGCACCAUCUUGGCAACCUCCCCACCUUACACCCGAUUCUUGAAACCUGAUGUCGACUUCGCUGUUGUAUCUGCUGGGACGCCAAGCGCAGAUGCAUGGGUACAGGAAUUUAAGAAGCACAACAUCCCAUGCAUCAGCGCAGAUUAUCUUGUCGAGUAUGUCUGCAAGCCAGACCACUCUCUAAACAAGCACGUCCUCUUCAACAUGCAUGAUCUGGCAGACAAGUCCCAUGCGAAGCUACUCAAGGGCCAGCAUGACGACGUGCUUGCUGCCGGCACCGGAGAGGCAACCGAUGGAGGCGACGCUGAACCAACUUGUUCUGCUCGUGGAUCCAAAGACCGGGAAAGGACCACGCUGAUCUGUGGCAGCGAGGAGAAUGGGACCGGGAUGCUGCAUAUGGAUUAUUGUUGCAACCCUCCCCUUUGAUGAUGGAGAGUGGCUGUGCACCAGCUGAGCUGCCACAAACAUAAAUUCCCCCACAAGGAUAACAAAGCUGUGCUGAAACGUAGGUGAUCCCUGUGCCUCUUCUGUUACCCUGUACAUAUGAUUGUCAUCUGCGCUGUGCCGAUGUAAAAAGAUGCAAGUUUUUAUCUCCUUCAUGGUUUGCCACUCAGUGAUCUCAAACUCUCAUAUGUAUGCAGUACAGCGUACGGUGAACAAUUCUACACUUUCAAUCGCCAAUCGUACAGUACAGUACAGUGCACCGCAUGAUUUUACAUACAUGUACUACUAUUAUAGUAGUACUCCAGUUGGCAUGGAAGCAAGCAGUAGCAACGAUGCAUUUGCAGCUCUUGGGAAAGCAUUCAUGUAAAGUUGUUGGCCAUUUGAAUGGAGCACAACAACUGGGGCAGGAACUUUGUGGCAACUUACCACACGGAUCUGAAAUCUCGUGUCAGUUGGUUGCUGCUGCUGCUGCUGCUCAACUUAACUAAAGAAAAGCCCCCACAAAUUGUGAUUCACCGAGAGAAUCGAAUAUUUUUUAGGUGAAGGCGGCAGAGCCACCAGUGAAACCUGUUGGGUUUAUAUUAAGGGCAUCUUCAUCCUCUCUCUCUCUCUACGAAUGGAUUAAGGGUGACAGAGAAACGACACGAAGAUAUUUGCAUCAAUGCAGACAGAAGAAACGGGCCCUUCUGUUCGUUCACCCGCGGUACCCUUGCUUAUGUUUAUAUGCU
Messenger RNA from Oryza brachyantha (malo sina), 5076 nucleotides. RefSeq lists its product as uncharacterized. The record is from RefSeq and is a predicted model, not a curated record. Lineage: Eukaryota; Viridiplantae; Streptophyta; Magnoliopsida; Poales; Poaceae.